This is a messenger RNA of Gaeumannomyces tritici R3-111a-1, 1707 nucleotides long. RefSeq lists its product as hypothetical. NCBI's taxonomy places the organism in Eukaryota, Fungi, Ascomycota, Sordariomycetes, Magnaporthales, Magnaporthaceae. Bases 137 to 1534 code for a protein of 465 amino acids. Gene Ontology annotation, molecular function: carbohydrate:proton symporter activity. The transcript is spliced from 5 exons. Gene Ontology annotation, biological process: transmembrane transport; carbohydrate transport. The record is from RefSeq and is a predicted model, not a curated record. Gene Ontology annotation, cellular component: membrane.
UAUGAGUGCACAACCCGCUGUAUUCCAGCAGCUUCGUAGCAGAUGGUCUCCCCCAUCCCAUUAACAUCCCUCCCCAUUUCCAAUCACGUGUUCCUGCUCACAAUGUCUAGUCUUCAGCGACAAGCCGAACGGUGUCAUGUCCGGGGAGCUGAAGGGCAUCAUCGCCGCUGCCUACUCCCUAGGAGCCAUAAUGUCCCUCCCUUUCAUCGGCAUGGUUAACGAUAGGUUCGGCCGGCGCUGGUCUAUCUUUGGCGGCUCCGCCAUCAUGGUACUUGGCGCCAUCGUCCAGGGCUUCUCCGCCAACGCCGCCAUGUACAUUGUCGCUCGCAUGCUCCUCGGUUUUGGCAUCCCGACCUGUAUCGUGAGCGGCUCGAGCCUGAUCGGCGAGCUCGCAUACCCCAAGGAGCGAGCGGUCUUGACCUCCCUCUUCAACGUGGCAUACUACAUUGGUCAAAUCUUGGCGGCUGGCAUCUGCUUCGGGACGAACAAUUUGGAGGGCAAUUACGGCUGGAAAAUCCCUUCGUGGCUCCAGAUGUUCCCUUCGCUGCUGCAGAUGGCCUUCAUCUUCUUCAUCCCCGAGAGCCCCAGGUGGCUCAUCACCAAGAACCGCGAGUCCGAGGCCUUCCAGAUCCUGGCCCGGUACCACGCCGAGGGCUCUCACGACUCAGGCUUCGUGCGCGCAGAGUUCGCGCACAUGAAGAAGACGAUCCAGCUCGAGCUCGACAACUCCCGCCGCUCCUACGCGGACCUGUUCGCCACGACCGGCAUGCGGCGGCGUGUCAUCGUCUCGGCAGCCAUGGGCGUCUUUGCGCAGUGGAGCGGCAGCUCCCUCAUCUCGUACUACCUCGGCGACCUGCUCGACAUGAUCGGCCGCACCGACUCGGUCUUCAAGCAGCAGAUCAACCUCUCCAUCGCCUGCUGGAGCCUCGUCUGCGGAGCCGCCGUCGCCCUGCUCGCCCGCCGCUUCCGCCGCCGGCCCAUGUUCUUCGUCUGCGCCGGCGGCCUGCUGUGCGUCUACGCCGCCUGGACCGUCGCCAUGGAGCGCGCCGUCACCGCCCGCGCCGCCGGGAGCCCGGACCCGGUGGCCAACGGGGCCGUGCUGUUCUUCAUCUUUGCGUACAAGCCCUUCUACGCCAUUGGUCACAACGCCAUAACCUACACUUACCUGGUCGAGAUAUGGCCCUUUGCCCAGCGCUCCCGCGGGAUCGCCUGGUACCAGCUCUUCAGCCGCACGGCCGGUUUCUUCACCACCUUUGUCAACCCCAUCGGCCUCGAAAGCAUCGGCUGGAAGUACCUGAUCACGUACUGCUGCAUCUUGGCCUUUGAGCUUGUCUUUAUCUACUUCAUGUUCCCCGAAACAUCUGGGCGAACCUUGGAGGAGCUGGCGUUUUUGUUCGAGGACAAGUCUCUCGCUGAACAGGCCAACCUUGCUGCCGAGAGGGUCGCAGAAGGGGCUUCGACACAGCCGGCUCUGGAUGGCCAAAACCAUCACCCGCUUAGACACAAGCGAACAGGCGAGAGCUCUGACGCAUAGGUGUUUGCAGUAUGCGUGCCGGGAAGAUCAGAUCCAAGGGCCGGGGUUCAAGAAGAUAUUCCUUGGUUCAAGCUUUGGAGCUAGAUUUGGAGACAUGUCAAUGGAAUAGUAGCAUUAGACUUGGUUAGACCUUUUAUAGAUUUGCUUGUGUGUGGCAUCCUUAUCUUUGGCCC